Molecule: messenger RNA, 3879 nt
Organism: Symsagittifera roscoffensis
Lineage: Eukaryota; Metazoa; Xenacoelomorpha; Acoela; Convolutidae
Product: tax1-binding protein 1 homolog
Exons: 13
Coding region: 125-3013 (962 amino acids)
Source: RefSeq, a predicted model, not a curated record
GUUUGUGUUUGACCUAACGAAUAAGUUAAUCUUAGUUCGGCCAAUAAUUAAUUACAACAUAGUAUUAAAUAUUUCAGAUUAGUUGACAACUCUUAGCAACCGUAAAUUGUAAAUCGUCAAAACAAUGGCUUCAUUCGAUGUAGAGGUGAAUCAAAACGAAUCGACUGCAGAUGAAUCAAUUAAUCAGACGGAGAUAACAGACGAUCGAAGCAGGCGAAGCUUUUCUCCAGAUGAAGAAGAUAUCGAAAUCGUGAAUUAUCAGGACUAUUUGUCACUUAAUGACUUCUCACAGGUCAUUUUCUUGGAAAUGAAAGACACGUACGCGCCGGGAAACAAUGUCGAGUGUCAUUACAAAGUUACCCAGGGCAUGUAUCCGCAUCCUAAAGACCGAGUUUGUUUGUUCCGACUUGGAUGGAUCAGUCCUCAAGAUUACAAAACGUAUAUGUGGUCGGUUACGCCUAAUGAUUACGUGGCUGGAUCAGAUUUUGAUAAUCGCAUUGUCUUCUCAGCUGCGUUCGUGCCACAGGAAAGUAGCGAGAACUAUUACCAGUUUUGCUACAUAAAUCACCAAGAGCAAAUUCGAGGUGCGAGCACGCCAUUCCAGUUCAAGAACCUUGACUCCGAUAAUAAUGGUCAGAACCAGUCCGCAGCCUGUCAGGUGUUCGAAGAGCUAAAUGAGAGAAUAGAAACUCUCAGUCGAGAGCGGGAAGAUCUGCGUAAGGCAAACUCAGAAAAGGACUCGGCAGUUGGAGACUGCAAACGGAAGAUUGAACUCCUAGAGCGACAACUGGAAGAUCACGAGGAGUUGGUUGCUACUGAGAGUCGCCAGCUGGAGGAAAUUGAUGUUUUGGGGGAGAAAGUGGAUAAGCUGGAAAAAGAAGUGGCGCGGAAAAGUAGAGAGAUGAAAGAACAAACGUCACAUUAUGAAAUGGAGAUUGAGCGCAGCAAGGCGGCCCAAUUGGAACAGGGAGAAAUGUACGAGACACUGGUUAAACAGGCCUCAAAACUGCAGGACGAGAAGAGGGAGGUAUGCAAUGAGCGAACUGUUCUCCAAGCCGAAAAGGAAGACCUACAGAAAGAGCUGACCAUUCUCCAGGCUGAAAACGAGAAAAUUAAAGUGCAACUGGGCGAGAAAACCGAAGAGUAUUCCGAUGUGUGUAAACUUCUGGAAAUUCAAGAAAAUGAUUUGGAAGAGUACAGGUUGAAAUUGGAAAAUGAAGAAAAGAAUUCGCAGUCGCUUCUGAAGGAGUUGGAAUCUCAGAGACAGCAGCUGAAGACUCUGAAAGCGGAGUAUGAAGAGAGCAUGGCGGCCCAGAAGCAACACACGCCGGAUCAGCUGGCGGGUCCCGUGUAUGCGUUGAAGACUGCUUUGGACCACACUCAAUCGAAACUGGAACAGGUCAAUCUGAAUCAAGAGAAGAUGCGCCGAGAUAUAGAGUUCUACAAGCGUCAAAUUGAUUCGAAAAAGGAGCAAGUUGAGAGUGAGAAGGCGUUCUCUUCUGAUCUGUUGGUGAGAUUGGACAUGGCUAAACUGUCCUACAAGAUGAAGUACGUCGAGGCAGGCAGAUACAGACGCGAACUGAAGAAUGUUCUGAAGCAGGACAAGCAGCUGUUCAAGAGUGUGUGCGAAGACAUCGAGCAGCAGGUGAAGGUCAUUGAGACAGAGUGGAAGAUGCCAGACAACAGAGAGAACGUCACCAGAGACAACCCCCAAAGGGCUCUCUCGCUGUGUAAUGACGCCACAAUGGACGAACUUCUCAAUGACAGGAUGGUAACUGCGAUGGAAGGAGCGAGUAAUUGCACAGACAGUGUGUACAUGGACGCCAUUCAGACGCCCGCCUCUGCUUCUAACGCUGUGGUCACCGCACCCUGUGCAGUGUGCACUUCAAAGGGAGAUGCAUCAAAGGUAACUACCGCCACGAACACUCUUGCAGUGGUAGGAUCAACGUCUCAGUCUCCCUCCAAACUGUGGAAUGAGGCUCAAGAACAACUGAGGAACGAACUGAACAACAUCACUUCGUGGAAAGUGAAUGACUUGUGUCUGAUCACGUGUAUGGACACCCUGGACCGACUGGGCUAUGUGAUUGAUCUGGAGAAGAGCCAGAAAAAGGUGGUGGUGGGUGUGGCGUACCAGGUACCCAGAAGUCUAGUGGGAUCUGCGGGCGGUGCGGGAAUUUCGGCUGCUGAGUUGCAGACCAUGCUUGAGACUGAAGAGUCAACGUUUGACAGAAUCAGACCCUACAAAGGAGAGACGGUGCCGUCGGAAGUGUGGAUGAAAGUAUGCGAGCAUUUGUUCAAUUCAGUGCCCUCUCCAAGACUCUCAAGCGACUCGGAGUCUAUAGAAACUUCGAAUGCUUCCCCUUUGGCUCAUUCGACUCUAUCUUCGGCAGCCAUGAGAGCCAGAAGUGGCACUGUCACCCCUCGUUAUCUCCUUUCGCCCCCACCCGUUCCAGCACCAGAAACUCCCACUUCUCCCAUUCUGUCAGCACGUGUGGGGUGCAAAAACGCCCAAUCCCAGGACGCGGGCUCCAUUGGAGGCGUUGGUUGGGGAUCUCUGGCAGUUCCUCUGAAGCACAUGAUUUCGACCACGGCAGGCACCGCGGUGGACAUUAUGGCUUUGGUAUCGUCAGGGCAGAGGGAGGCUAACAGCUCGGACAGCGCAAGAACUGUAGACUCUCUUGGAUCUACGAAUAAUGCCACUAAAGCUGACUCGGGCAAUGUCGAGGAUCUUAUUGAGUCUAUGAAGCCAGGGGCGGAAGGAGAGACUGCAAGAGUUGCAUCUAAAUUUGAGGACGACGAAGAGGCUCCUGCUGCCAAGGAAGAGAACAAGUGUUUACUGUGUGAUAAGACUUUCUCGAGAGACGUGAGUGCGGAGUUGUUCAACUCACACAUGGAGGAACACUAUGGACCCAGUUGUCCCUUCUGCUCAAUGAGAUUUCCCAAGUCACGAAAAGGCGAGAAAGAUCUGACCAAUCACGUCAACGCACACUUGGCCGAACUGGGAGACAUGUAAAAUGCACGGCACAUACCCGCUCCUGCUGCGAUUUAGGAUAACUGAACAGAAAUGCAAAUAAGAACAAAAACAAACAAACAGAAGCUUUUCAACAAGCGAGAAUAUCAUCACAAAAAAAGCUCGAUUUUUGAGUCGAAAUAAAAGUCAUUUUGAACUCCAAUUCAUUAGUUUAGGUUAACAUAUGUUGAAUUAACAUAAUUUCCAUAUUCUUUAACAAAUUUAGUUAUCGCCAUUUCCGCGUUCUAUGCAGAUACUAAAUACAGCAAGCAGCGGAAAAAUUUAUGAAAGAAAAACCUCAUUUGUUUGAACUGAAAAUGAUAAUAAGUUUUUAUGCUUUAGUUUCAAUUAACAAAAUUUGAAGUUUAUUUAUCCAAUUGACUGUAUAAAUUGGAAACUGUGGAUAUUUUGUGGGCGAAAGCAAUGUAAUUUUACUCGUUUUUAAAGGGUGUAGUUGAUUUUAAUGUUAGCUGAUGAAAACAAACUUGCUGUCCUAAAUCUGGAAUAAAUGGAAGUAAACCAUGAAAAUUGGCUUGAUAAGCAAGAAGAAUCGCAUGGACAGUAUGAUGUUUUAUUUUUUUGUAGAUUUAGUUCAUUCCAUAAUUGUGAAGUACGUCUGAUGUAACGCUUAUGACUUGUGAGUGUUUUUGGGUUCAAAGGAAAAGGUGCUACAUUGGAACUUUUUUUUCCAUAAAACUGUGAAUAAUAUCAAUUUUGAAAUGUGAAUGAGAAUAUAGUACUUAGCACCAGUGCAUCAACAAUGCUGCAAUUACGAUGGUUAAUUGUCGGUAUAGAAUAAACUUCACAUUUAGAUUUUAGCUUACUGCAUAAUUAACUCUUUCUUUUUAAAUUUAAUUUGAAUGAGAAAA